AUGCCACAAACAAGAAAGGCUUCUUCUGCAAAAAUUGUCAAUAAAGACGCUACUAUCGGUUCACGUAAACGCAAGAAUGAUUCCAACAAUCCUGAAGAUGAUGAACAAGACCAAAUUAAUCUUACCACUGAAGAACAAAUUUCUCAAGAAAACGGUGUAAAUAAUAAUUCCGAAACUCCUCCGGAUAAAAAAAGAAAAACUGAUGACCAAGAAGACCAUCAGAACAAUGGUAGCAAAAUUGAUCAUAAUGGCGAUACCGUCGUUCAUGACUUACAAGAAAGUCAUCAUGACCUACAAGAAAGUCAUCAUGACCAUGAUCAAGAAAUGACUGAAAGGGAACCUGAUACGAAUGGUGAUCAUUACGAAAAUGGUGACCACCACAAGAAUAACGGCAACUUAACCUCUCAAAUUUCUCAAGAACUUGAACCUGAAUCUGAACCGGUUCAGAAUAAAUCUAUCGAUACUGAAAAGAAGGAUGAACUUGCAAUGAAAAUAUCCGUUAAUACCCUUGAAAAGGGUCACGUCUUAUUCCUUUACAGGCCAAAACUUGGCGUAGAUAAUCCAAAAUCUAUUGAUGAUGUGCAACGAAUGUACAUGGUUCUUAUACCUUACCUUGUUCGUCCCUCUCUUGAUAAAGAUCCGGUUUCUAGUUUUGCCCAAAAACUUUCAACUGGUAACCUUGAUGUUGAAACCGAUGCAAAUGCAGAUAAUCAAUCAAUUGGCAAAACUCGUGUAAUUAUUGUCGGAAAGAAAAAAUUACCCGAAAUUAACAAACAUGAGUGUUUUUGGGGAUUCGUUGAUCAAGCUUUCAAUAAUUUGGACGAUAUUAAAAAAUUCUUUGAUCCCUCCGACCCUCAAGGUCGAGGUGUUUAUAACAUCGUAGAACACAAUAACAGAACACACUUGGCUUACGUAUUGGAAGUUCCAGAGGAUCCUUUUCAACUUCAACUUGAAUUUAAUGUUGGUAAAAAGGGGUCUUAUGCUCUAACCGUCAAAAAUCCUGACGUUGCCAAUCCUCGAAAUGUUGGCCUAACCGAAUCUGAGAAAGUCAAAUUCCCAGAACAUCUCUCAAAUCAUUUCCGUGGUAGACGAUUUAUUUCGCUUCCAACAACAAAUUUCUUAGAUUAUAAUGGCGCUGAAGUAUUAUUUAUCGGUGCCAGAAAUGACAUAGCAGAUGAAUUAGGUCAAGAAGUCGGUGGUGAACUUGAAGGACAUAAAACACGCGUUUGUAAACUUCUAACUCGCCGCGUAACGAUGCAUCAAUUGACACAAGAAGCUUUAGAAAAACAUUUAGACUCUUUUGGUGAUAUAACAAUCUUAAAGAACCAAUUUAUUGAAACUUACGUAGAAGAACAGCAACAACAAACUUUCAAAAUGACUGAUAAAAAGAAUUCGAAUUCAAAAAACAAUAAGCCAAAUAAGAAGCACCAUAGAAAAACCAAGUCACUGCUUGCAAGUUCUCAAAUUAUGCAGAACUUUUCUUCUCGUAACCUUGGGACAAGACGUGUUACGCUUCGUUCGGAUUCGAAACCGGGUAUUUUUAAUAAAGGAAAGGCAUCGGAAAAAGUUUCUACCAAAGGAGUUCCUGAUUUGGUAUUUUCCGAAGUUGACUUCCUCAAUUCGAGGUCGUCAAAGAAACGUGGGCGUGACCAAAAUGGCAAUACACAUUCAAAGAAACGUGGGCAUGAUCAAACUGAAAAAACACAUUCUAAGGGUUCUAAUCACCUUAGUACACGAAGAGUUCGCCGUAAAAUUGACAAGAUUCUUCAAUCUCAGGAAAAAGAUGAUGAUUUACUUUCAGAUGAUAGUUUACCAUCGUUGAAAAAUUAUUCCAUUGUUGAUUCAAGUAAUUCUAUCCAAAAUCUAAGUGUAGAUAAUUCAUUCAAUGAGAAUGAGUUGUCACAAAAUAAUGAUCAUUCAUUAUCUGAUAAUAAUCAUAGUCACCCAGACGAUGUAUCUCAAUCAGAAUCACUUAUAGAUUUAUCUUAUGAAGCACCACUUCCUCAUAGCAAUUCAAAUGAUCACACUUAUCCUACCGAAUCUCCUUAUUUUGUGACAAACUUGUCGGAUGAUGGUUUACCAAAAAACUCAUCCCAAGAUAUUUAUAACUGUAAUCAACAUCAAGAUACGCAAAAGGAUACGAUUCAAGAUAAAAAUGAUGAUGAUAAAACAAUUUCAUCUAUAGAGGAUGCUUCCAAUUCUUUGCAUGCAAAUACAGGCCCUGCUGGCGAGCAUUCUUGUACAUAUCGGGUAUCUGGAAUAUCUAAUGAUAUCAAAGAUAAUUCUGAAUGUAAAGAGUCUCCUAAAAUUAACAAACAACCGAGUGAUUUUUAUAAGUUUUUUAUGGCAGAUGCCAAUAAGAAACAUUCAUUUAUAUCUCAGGCUGUAUCAUCUUAUUGUGCAUCACAAAAACCUGCGGUCACUACUGUAGGUGUUCCUUCGGCGGCCGUAAAAUGGUUAUUAAAUGAUCAUAAUGAUCAUAUUUUUUCGCCAUCUUAUUCGGAAACUUCCGCGUUAUAUUUAAAUGACGAUGCUCUAACACAAAAUGGUAUUGAUGCUACUGUUGAUGGAACAUAUUUGCAAACUGAUGAAGAAUAUAUUAAGUAUCCUAAUUAUUAUUCUUCACUAUAUGGUAACGAAGAUAUCAAUAAGAAAGACACGAUCAUUGACUUUCGAGAAACACUAAAUGGUAUUGAUAUUGAUGCUACUGCUGAUGAAACAUAUUUGCAAACCGAUGAAGAAUAUAUUAAGCAUUCUAAUUACUAUUCUUCACUAUAUGGUAACGAAGAUAUCAAUAAGAAAGACACGAUCAUUGACUUUCGAGGACUUGAUCUUUCAGAUUUAUUUAUUUGGAGAAAACACAAAUUGCAUUAG
Molecule: messenger RNA, 2874 nt
Organism: Cetraspora pellucida
Lineage: Eukaryota; Fungi; Glomeromycota; Glomeromycetes; Diversisporales; Gigasporaceae
Source: the annotation of a GenBank genome assembly